Molecule: messenger RNA, 2347 nt
Organism: Labrus mixtus (cuckoo wrasse)
Lineage: Eukaryota; Metazoa; Chordata; Actinopteri; Labriformes; Labridae
Gene: sar1aa
Product: secretion associated, Ras related GTPase 1Aa
Exons: 7
Coding region: 38-634 (198 amino acids)
Biological process (GO): membrane organization; vesicle organization; endoplasmic reticulum to Golgi vesicle-mediated transport
Cellular component (GO): endoplasmic reticulum exit site; COPII vesicle coat
Molecular function (GO): GTPase activity; GTP binding
Source: RefSeq, a predicted model, not a curated record
GCUACCGGGGCGUGCAGAGAGGUCAGAAACCAACAAGAUGUCGUUUUUAUUUGACUGGAUCUACAAAGGGUUUAGUAGUGUCUUACAGUUCUUAGGUCUUUACAAAAAGAGUGGGAAGUUGGUUUUCCUGGGCCUGGACAAUGCCGGCAAAACAACUCUUCUACACAUGUUGAAAGAUGACCGACUGGGCCAACACGUGCCGACGCUGCAUCCAACAUCUGAAGAGCUGACAAUCGGUGGGAUGACUUUCACUACAUUUGAUCUGGGAGGACAUGUACAAGCUCGAAGAGUGUGGAAGAACUACCUCCCUGCUAUAAACGGAGUCGUCUAUCUUGUAGACUGUGCAGAUCACGACAGGCUCACAGAAUCCAAGACUGAACUCGAUGCUCUUCUAGGAGAUGAGACUAUAGUUAAUGUCCCAGUGUUGGUGUUGGGUAAUAAAAUUGACCGCCCUGAGGCCAUCAGUGAAGGAGGACUAAGAGGCGCUUUUGCUCUUGAUGGUCAAGUUACAGGAAAGGGAAAUGUCUCCCUGAAGGAGCUGAAUGCCCGACCGCUGGAGAUUUUCAUGUGCAGCGUGUUGAAAAAGCAAGGCUACGGGGAAGGUUUCAGAUGGUUAUCACAGUACAUCGACUGACACGCCGGAUUGAAGUGUAACCAGAGGGGAUUUUUCUUGACACGUUUUCACAAAGCAUGACAAAGACUUCGAGCCUUUGAUAGUGUCACUCAGCCCAAAAUUCAAACAGCAUAAUGAAGAGCAUAUUUUCUUUUGAAUACUUCAAGCAUUUAUUCAGGAUUUAAAGGUUUCUAUGCAAACUUUUAAAAAGUGGUUCAUGGUGAACUGUCUGUCCUUUCUGUGUUAUUAAUGUGAAAUCUGUAUGAAAUGUAAAUGAGAAGUCAUACAUUAUGCAACCAUGUAGAUAUGUACAUAUCCGUGUUGCUUUAUUUAUUAUGGAACAGACUGACAGCCCUUUACUGGAUUCAUUAGGAACUGAGCUAUCUAAAGAAUUAAGUUAGUCGUUAUUUCGUUGGGUAUUUUAAAGCUUUUCUGACAUCAUAUAAAUAAGGUCAGGUUGAGAUUUUUAAAAAAAAGAUAAAUAACUAAACACACAUGAUUAAUUUAAUUUAAUAGAAGCCACUGCCUUCAAAGCACAGAGCCAAAGAUGUAUGGUAAUUACUUAAGAAUUACGAGGGGAAAGAAUUAGACUGCACAAAAGAUUUCUUUCACACUGAGUCAAAACAAAAUCAUUCGGAAAUGAAUCAAAAAAAGGAGAAAAGACAGAACAUCGCACAAAUACAGGCAAAACGGAUGGAAUUAAUUGAGCCAGAUGAAGCCACUCACUGAUGAGUUUUGAUAAUCUGCACCUCAGUGUCAGUGUCAUGAUGGAGUUUGUUCAGUGCUGUUUCAUGUUGCGUUGAAGGCAGCUAAUAUGAGGUGUGUUAGUUUGACUAAAAUAAUUCUUCAUUUUGAGUUUUGAUAACUCAGAUGAAACCUUAAACAGGCUGUUCUUGUUUUAUUAUAAUAUGAAGGAAGUACCGAUGCAUUUCCCUUAAAACAGCAGAUAGUGGAAUGGCCAACGGUAAUGUAGAAGAGACAAUCUAACUCCACUCUUUAUGAGUAAUAACAACCUUAUUUACGAGCCUGUUCAUGAACACCAACUCUUAAUAUUGUUUUUUAUUUAGUUCCUUAUUCUAUUCUGAGCAAUAUGGAGAAAUGGAUUCAGCUUGUAGCAUGGUUGAGUGCUGCAGGCAGAAGGUGUGCUUUUUGAUUAUCUGUAAAGAUAUGAGAGUGCACUUUUAAACUUUAUUUGUGAAAAAUUAAAAUUGUGUUUUAAUCUUAUGGAUUCCAACAUAUUUUUGUCCUUUGCGCCCUUUUAUGUGAACAUGCAUAUUUUUAUGGCCUGUAUCCUUAUUUUGCUAAACUAGAAAUGUUUAUGGGGAACAGACACUUUUAUCUGUUUUGUGCAUCACUUGUUUACGGACAACAUUUCUGUUUUUGAAAAAUGCAGGUAUAACUGUAACUAAGAUUAGAAGAUAUGAAACUGAUUUAUACCAAGAGUGUUGGAGAGUAUGCAUGCAAACAAACUGCUUUUCCUUUUAGAAGUGUUCUGUGCCAGUAGCACAACUCCUGUAAAUGAUGUAUAACACAGUUGUAAAUGUUUGUACAGUGGCUGUCCUUUAGCUGUAAUAAUAAUGUAUGUGAGUUAUUUAUAACUGAAUAUAAAUUUAAAUUAUUUAUAUGUAGCACUGGCCUGUGCAAAUACUUUAAACAUGAAAACAACAUCCACACAUUAUGAUAAAGCUAUUUGAUGAGUGUUUAAGUGUUGUAAUAAAAUCAACCUCUUUUGGA